This is a messenger RNA of Mizuhopecten yessoensis (Yesso scallop), 2207 nucleotides long. RefSeq names its product abscission/NoCut checkpoint regulator-like. Gene Ontology annotation, cellular component: centrosome; cleavage furrow; midbody. The record is from RefSeq and is a predicted model, not a curated record. The transcript has 11 exons. Gene Ontology annotation, biological process: abscission; mitotic cytokinesis checkpoint signaling. Gene Ontology annotation, molecular function: phosphatidylinositol-3-phosphate binding; metal ion binding. Bases 140 to 1444 code for a protein of 434 amino acids. NCBI's taxonomy places the organism in Eukaryota, Metazoa, Mollusca, Bivalvia, Pectinida, Pectinidae.
UCUGUCGAGAAGGAAGACUAAGUGUUAGGAAUAAACACCACAGAAAAAUAGUUAGCUUCUUUAUAUUUAUGAUGUUUUUGUAUUUAACGGCGACAGACAGAUGAUUAUUAGUUGAGCGGUUCGCAAGGAAACUCUAAAGAUGUCCUGCUAUGGAUGUGGUUCUGGGUUUGGCUUAUUUUCGAAAGAGCAUGGAUGUAAACAAUGUGGAUAUGCAUUUUGUGGAAAAUGUUUGACAAAAAAGACGGCCAUUCCAAAACUUAAAAAUGAAAAACACCAUGUGUGCAACAAGUGUUUUAACAUUCUAACUGGUAAAAUCAAGGAUUCCUCACAGGAAAACACUGCCAGAUUUUCUCCUCCAGAAGCCUACAAAAAACGUGUUGCGGCCCUACAAGAACGAGAAUCACAGGGCAAUGUUUUAUCACAUUCCAAGCCUGCAGGCAAAGGGCAGACAAAAGCCCAGUAUAAGGGUCUCACGCAGGCAGAAAGGGACAUAGCAGAGCGGCUGGAUAAACUCAAGGAAAAACCACAAAAAUUAGAAGCUGCACCAAAGGCUACAGAGGAGGAGAUGAAAGCAAGACUGGCUAGACUAAAGGGUCAGGACCCGUCAAUAAUGGCUGCCCCAACCAAGCCAACAUUCCUAGCCCCAGAUAGGCGCACACAGCAGGCUCAAAUAGACGACAUACUGGACGAGAUUGCGGCUGAGGUAGAAAUAGACUCCCACAUGCCUGACCCUGUCACACAGGUUGAAAGUCGACUGGCUAACCUGAAGGGUGAAGGUCAGAGUGGUGCUAGUGCUGGUAAGUCUUCAGCACCUGGUGGCCAACAAAACAACUUAAACAGCAGUUUAACAGAGAGCAGUCAGCCAUUUGUGCAGAACAUCGCAUCACCCUCGGGGAAGUCAUCGGCGGGCAAAACUGAUGAUGACAUUAGUGUCGAGGAGAUGCAUAGGCUGAUUGCCGAGGCAUCAGAGGAAGUAGAGGCAGACGCUAAUAGGGCAUUAGAAGGACUGCAGAAGGACAAGGAGAUCAUGAAGAAGCUGCAGGAUUACAAGGGCAAAACCAAGGAGGACAUAAACAAAGACAAUGCUCAAGGAGAGGACAACGGCGAUUCUGACAGUGACAAUGAAAAUGAGGAGGAAGUGGCUGCUAACCUGAUCAAACGGUUAAUGGAGGAGCAAAAGCUUGAUGAAGCAGCAGGCAGGGACAAUAUAGAUGUUGACAAGAUCGGGGUCAGGAGGUCACUGAUUAAGUCAAAUGAGGAAAGGUCAGAGGAGGAUGAGGAUGAGCUACCCUAUUGUUCCAUCUGUACAGAGGAUGCUACCAUUCGCUGCCACGGUUGUGAUAAAGAUCUCUACUGUAAUCAAUGCUGGAAUAAAAGUCACAAAGACUUCCAAAUGGAAGACCAUGUCACGUCUAAAUACGUGGCCCCCAAGGGAAUUACUUGAUGGAUACCAAGGAUUUUCUGUUCGCCAGGAAUAACACUAAAACUUUAAACUUUUAUCAAUGAUAGAUGAACACUCUCAAGAUUUUACUAUUCUCUAUGUUGGAAGAUAAUAUUCUUAUAGCAAGAAUUUAAUGUUAUCAAAGCCAAAAGUAUUAUAAGCCAUGAAUUUCAUUUAGCUUCCAUAUUUGAUGUAUUUAUUUAUGUAGCAUUAAUAACAGGUAACUAUAUAUUAAGCUUUUGUGUUGUCGACACACUGUAUGUGUGUGCAUGUCACCGUGGUUACAGUUGGAUUAGGGAUCUACCCAUCGCCAUGGUUACAAUAAGGAUCAGGAAUCUAAACAUCGCCAUAGUUACAAUAAGGAUCAGGAAUCUAAACAUCCCCAUGGUUACUAUAAGGAUAAGGAAUUUACCCAUCGCCAUGGUUACUAUAAGGAUAAGGAAUUUACCCAUCGCCAUGGUUACUAUAAGGAUAAGGAAUUUAACCCAUUGCCAUGGUUACUAUAAGGAUAAGGAAUUUACCCAUCGCCAUGGUUACUAUAAGGAUAAGGAAUUUACCCAUCGCCAUGGUUACGGUAAGGAUCAAGAAUCUUCAUGUCACUGUGGUUACAGUGAGAAUCAUGAAUCUAUCCAUCGCUGUGGUUACAGUGAGAAUCGGGAAUCUAUCUGUCACCAUGGUUACAAUAAGGAUCAGGAAUCAAACUUGCAAUCACAGAAUUAACAUUUUAGUUGUCAUGAUGUACGGAAUAAAUUAUUGAUUCAGAGUA